CAAGCGCAGUUCCCGGCUCCCAGUGGCGAGCUCCUCUUUCCCGGGGUUUCCACCUUCCUGGCAUCCGGACACUCGCCCCCAGCACCCAGCACCCAGCACCCAGCCCCCAGCACCCGAGCCCCCAGCACCCGAGCCCUGCUGUGGGUCGCACUCCUCUUCCGGCAACACACCCAUGGCGGAGCGUGGGGAACUCGACCUGACCGGCGCCAAGCAGAACACCGGAGUGUGGCUGGUCAAGGUUCCUAAAUAUUUGUCACAGCAGUGGGCUAAAGCCCCUGGAAGAGGUGAAGUUGGGAAACUGCGGAUUGCUAAGAAUCAAGGAAGGACUGAGGUGUCAUUUACUUUGAAUGAGGAUCUUGCAAAUAUUCAUGAUAUUGGUGGAAAACCAGCUUCAGUCAGCGCUCCUAGAGAACAUCCAUUUGUCUUGCAAAGUGUUGGAGGACAAACAUUAACAGUAUUUACUGAGAGCUCUGCAGAUAAGCUUUCAUUGGAAGGAAUAGUGGUACAAAGAGCUGAAUGCCGACCUGCUGCAAGUGAAAACUACAUGAGAUUAAAGAGACUGCAAAUAGAAGAAUCUUCUAAACCCGUACGGCUAUCACAACAACUGGAUAAAGUUGUGACAACCAAUUACAAACCUGUUGCCAAUCAUCAAUACAAUAUUGAAUAUGAAAGGAAAAAGAAAGAAGAUGGAAAACGAGCUCGAGCUGAUAAACAGUAUGUUUUAGACAUGCUAUUUUCGGCUUUUGAGAAACAUCAGUAUUAUAAUCUUAAGGACUUGGUGGACAUCACAAAACAGCCUGUGGUGUACCUGAAGGAAAUCUUAAAAGAAAUUGGUAUUCAGAAUGUGAAAGGGAUCCACAAAAACACAUGGGAGCUGAAGCCAGAGUAUAGACAUUAUCAAGGAGAAGAAAAGAGUGAUUAAGAAGACUCCAAGCCAGCAUGCUAACAGAACAACUAAGGGUGAUGCGUUAAGCAUACGGCAUUGAUACUUGAACUUGAGCACCAUGUGUUAUAGGGGCAAAAUGACUGAAACUUUAAUUUCUCUAGGUAAAUUUUUUAAACAAUAAUUCUUGAAAAAUUACUGAAGUGGUUUUUUUUGGUGUGUUUUUUUGUUGUUUUUUUUUUGAGGAGAAAUAACAAACUUAUUUAUAGACUUAACUUGUAUUAAACUAGAUUAUUCAUGAUGGGGUUAGGAGUUGGGGGUUAAGAGGUUCUGUAAUUAAAGCAAAUCAAGGAAAUAACUAUCCAUUGAGAUAAAUAUUUUUCUGUAUUAUUCGUUUUCUUAACAGAACAUUAGAAUGCUGAGGUUGAGUACCACCAUACUAGGAAAAUUUUUUAUCCUUGCAUCCCCUUUGUAAAGUAAAAUUCUGAUUAAGGAAGAUGGUCUUAUUUCCUACCCUGCCUCCAGUUGUCUUAUCCUGCAUUGUUCUGGUGCAGGAACCAAAUCUUGUUUCACCAUUGCCCUCCAGUUCCUAAUUAUUUGAGGCUGAGUGUCAAGAAGCAGAUAGAUAGCCGAAACCGGUUUGGCUCAGUGGAUAGAGCGUCGGCCUGCAGACUGAAGGGUCCCGGGUUCGAUUCCGGUCAGGGGCAUGUACCUGGGUUGUGGGCACAUCCCCAGUGGGAGAUGUGCAGGAGGCAGCUGAUCGAUGUUUCUCUCUCAUCGAUGUUUCUGACUCUCUAUCUCUCUCCCUCUGUAAAAAAUCAAUAAAAUAUAUUUUAAAAAAAAAGAGACAGAUAGAUAAAGGUGUGAUAAAUCUGUAUACAACUGAUAAUUCUGGAUGCCUGUCAUGCUUGGUUUGUAGCACAUAUCUUCCCCCAAACCCUGUCUUUUUAUGUGUAGACUGCCCUGAAACACCUGGGUCGUCUACCCCUGCCUUUUGUUUUUGUGGUGACAGUGUCUGCCAGAUGCAGUGUUCCCAGCAGAGCUAUGUCAUUUGAAGUUAUGCUUUGGUAUUUCUUCAAACCUGGUUUUUUCAGCUUAAUUUCAGUUACCUUUUACCUCAUCACACUAUCUGCUUGAGUUUUUUAAACACUUAGUUUUGAGUUUCUUAAACACUUGUUACCUUUUCUAUAGGAUAGCUAAUCUAUGUGGUAGACUGUGUCAUUCCUGGUUAAUUUUUGGAAUUGCUUUCUCAUUCAAUACUAAAAUAUGGCUGUUGGUCAUAGAAGAGACUCCCUUCGACCUGGGUUUCCACGUUCUUUUAUUUCAGGACUCUCUAGCUCUGAUAAACAUGCUUUUGACCACUGUGAGAUUGAAAGGAAGGCUGAUAUACAUCUGGCAAAAUGUCACAUCAUGAGGGUAGGAAGGCCAUAUUUAAUAGAUGAGAUUGUUAAACUCAGCCAGUACAUGGGAUGUUUUAAUUGUCAAAAUCUAUGUAAUAAGAUUAUAGUUGCUGGGCAAUGGCAAGAUUUGAAAUUACAUGUUGCCACAGUAACUUCUAAAGAGAUAAAUCUUAAAAAAUAAAAAAAAGGUUUGCUCUAUUGUA
Myotis lucifugus (little brown bat) is the source of this 2486-nucleotide messenger RNA. It is a transcript of the gene GTF2F2, whose product is annotated as general transcription factor IIF subunit 2. Lineage: Eukaryota; Metazoa; Chordata; Mammalia; Chiroptera; Vespertilionidae. Bases 173 to 922 code for a protein of 249 amino acids. Gene Ontology annotation, biological process: transcription initiation at RNA polymerase II promoter; transcription by RNA polymerase II. The transcript has 8 exons. The record is from RefSeq and is a predicted model, not a curated record. Gene Ontology annotation, cellular component: transcription factor TFIIF complex.